CUCUCUCCGUCUCUCCUCGCCCGCUGGGUGCUGAAGUUGGGCGGAUGGCAGCAAGCCGGCUGCGCUAGAGGACCGAGCAGCCCAGCCUCGCGCCUUUGGACCAUCGGUGCGCCGCCAAAACCCCAGGCAUCUGGCCAGUUGGGUGUAGAAGGAGCUGAAAUGCGAAAAAGACAGCAAUCACAAAAUGAAGGAACACCUGCUGUGUCUCAAGCACCUGGAAACCAGAGGCCCAACAACACUUGCUGCUUCUGCUGGUGCUGCUGCUGCAGCUGCUCCUGCCUCACCGUUAGGAAUGAAGAAAGAGGGGAAAAUGCAGGAAGACCCACACACACCACAAAAAUGGAGAGUAUCCAAGUCCUAGAAGAAUGUCAAAACCCUACUGUAGAUGAAGUCUUAUCGUGGUCUCAAAAUUUUGACAAGAUGAUGAAGGCCCCUGCAGGAAGAAAUCUUUUCCGAGAGUUCCUCCGAACAGAAUACAGUGAAGAGAAUCUACUUUUCUGGCUCGCUUGUGAAGACUUAAAGAAAGAACAGAACAAAAAAGUCAUUGAAGAGAAGGCCAGGAUGAUCUAUGAAGAUUACAUCUCCAUACUAUCACCGAAAGAGGUCAGUCUCGAUUCUCGAGUUAGAGAGGUGAUCAAUAGGAAUCUGUUGGAUCCCAAUCCUCACAUGUAUGAAGACGCCCAACUUCAGAUCUAUACUUUAAUGCACAGAGAUUCUUUUCCAAGGUUCUUGAACUCCCAGAUUUAUAAGUCAUUUGUUGAAAGUACUGCUGGGUCUUCUUCUGAAUCUUAAUUUUCAUUCAAAAAAUCAUUACGGAGGGCUAGGAUGAUUAAUAAAAAUAGUUGAAAUACAUCGAAAAUCAAGUUCCUGAAGAACUACAGGUUGGCGUCCUCAGGCUACUGUGAAAAUACAACAAAUGGUCUUUGUCUCCAGUUUUAUCAAGGUUAUCCAUGAUUAAGUUUGGAGAAAAUACCACAUAAAAUAAUGAAUUGCCAAAUUAAGUUUGUUUUAUUCAGCACUCAUUCUACUUGCAAGCAAACUGUAUUUGUAGUCCUAUGAACAGUCUCUUAGUGUAUCUUUAGAGACUGCAUGUGCAAAGUAAAACUGCUUCGUUUGCUAUGUAGUUAUUGUACUAUUUAAUCCAAUAGCAUAACUUAUAUGUGUAUUUAAGAACUUUUGUGCAAUAUGGUCUUAUAGAAAUAAUUGCCAAAAUUGGCUAUGGUUUGCAUUUUUUAACAUAAUCUGAGACAGAAAAAGGCAAUUUUUAAAAUGUAAACAUAAUACUUAAACAUGCUAUAUAUUGUGUUCAGUACACUAAUUUUGAAGUCAAUAUUUCUGUACAUGAAAAAAGAGCUAUUUAUCGCUGUCUGUUGGAAAAUCCUAAUGGGAGAUUCCUCUGGUUGUUCACUGCCAAAACUGUGGCAUUUUCAUUGCAGAAGAGUUUGCUAUGUUAAAAAAAUAAUUAUAAGAAAAGAAAAAAAGCACAAAACAAUUUGAAGAUAUUCUGUCUCAAUGACAAAAUCAAAGAGUGAUAGUUUUUAUUUGUAAUAGGAAAAAAUGAUCUAUGUACAUAUCAGAUGUCCAAUACUGUAAUUUAUUAAAUACUGGAUCUCCAGUU
Molecule: messenger RNA, 1618 nt
Organism: Castor canadensis (American beaver)
Lineage: Eukaryota; Metazoa; Chordata; Mammalia; Rodentia; Castoridae
Gene: Rgs17
Product: regulator of G protein signaling 17
Source: RefSeq, a predicted model, not a curated record